Antrostomus carolinensis (chuck-will's-widow) is the source of this 737-nucleotide messenger RNA. RefSeq names its product cAMP-specific 3',5'-cyclic phosphodiesterase 7B. Gene Ontology annotation, molecular function: 3',5'-cyclic-nucleotide phosphodiesterase activity. The annotation marks the transcript as partial. The record is from RefSeq and is a predicted model, not a curated record. Gene Ontology annotation, biological process: signal transduction. The transcript has 7 exons. Lineage: Eukaryota; Metazoa; Chordata; Aves; Caprimulgiformes; Caprimulgidae.
GAGAUGCACGGGUGAGAGGUCAGACAGGGGUUCUCUCCGAGCGCCGCGGCUCCUACCCGUUUAUAGACUUCCGUCUUCUUAACAAUACUACAUUCUCAGGGGAAAUCGGCACCAAGAAAAAAGUGAAAAGACUGUUAAGUUUCCAGAGGUAUUUCCAUGCAUCCCGGUUACUGCGUGGAAUUGUACCACAAACCUCUCUGUAUUUACUGGAUGAGGACUACCUUGGGCAAGCAAGGCAUAUGCUAUCCAAAGUGGGAAUGUGGGAUUUUGACAUUUUCUUGUUUGACCGCUUGACAAAUGGAAACAGUCUUGUAACACUGCUUUGUCACCUCUUCAAUGUACAUGGACUUAUUCACCAUUUCCAGUUAGAUAUGGUUACAUUACACAGGUUUUUAGUUAUGGUUCAAGAAGAUUACCAUAGCCAGAACCCGUACCACAAUGCUGUCCAUGCUGCUGAUGUCACACAAGCUAUGCACUGCUAUCUGAGGGAGCCCAAGCUUGCCAACUUCCUCACCCCAUCGGACAUCAUGCUUGGACUGCUAGCUGCUGCAGCUCAUGACGUGGAUCAUCCAGGCGUCAACCAGCCCUUUCUGAUCAAAACUAAACACCACCUUGCCAGCCUAUACCAGUUGGAUGCAAGAGAGUUCUUGGAGACCUACACACUCAGUUCUGUUCUGGCUGGCCUUCAGCAUGGCCAAAGACCAACUGCAUCCAUGGACUGUAAUUCUCCAGUUGAG